AUGUGGCCAAUCUCAGAGACAUGUUGGGGUCUGAGAAUACGAAAGGCCAGGUCCAAGACUGAGACGAAUGGAUUCCCGAUGAGGGCCUGCAAAAGAAAACCUGGCAGCCAGCUACUGACUUGCGGCAAUGCAGCAUCCGGGUUCCAGGUAUGGCCUCCACAAGUGCUUUCCAAGCCGAAUGUUCGACAUUUGGUUGGCAAGGCUGCUUGCUGUGAUGUGAAGCCGACCUUACCGAAAGAAAUGAAAAUACUGGGCAAGCGGAGAGCUGCCCGGAAGGUUAAGACGGGUUCCGUUGGCAGGAAUCUUUUCUUUUGGCGUUGUCACAUUGCAUGUCGCUCGUCUUUGGAUCUAGCCCAGGAUCUUUGCUACCAUCUGGCGUGUGGCAGCAAGCCUCAACCAAUUCUGGAGACGGGGGCGUCGUCUCGCCGUCGCCUUGGCUAG
Akanthomyces muscarius is the source of this 441-nucleotide messenger RNA. RefSeq lists its product as uncharacterized. The transcript has 6 exons. Lineage: Eukaryota; Fungi; Ascomycota; Sordariomycetes; Hypocreales; Cordycipitaceae. Bases 1 to 441 code for a protein of 146 amino acids. The record is from RefSeq and is a predicted model, not a curated record.